AAGCAGCCACCAUGGCUCAAAAUGGCCUGGGGUGUCAGCGCGCGCGGCCGGCAAUGAGGGCCCCAGCGAGCGCCUCGGACCACGCGAACGACUGCGUUUGCGCCCGCGCCCGCGCCAGGGCGGCCUUGGCCGUGGCGCUCGGCGCCCUGGCCGCGGCGCCCAGCGCGGCCUCCAGCUGCCCCUCCGCGCGACCGCCGCCCCCGCACCCCGCCGUGGCCGCCGCCGCGGCGGGCAGACCCGCGCGCCGGCGGGCUCGCGCGGCGGCAGCCCGCGCGGGUGCUGAGCGGCGGCCGUGCACGGCCG
Molecule: messenger RNA, 303 nt
Organism: Prorocentrum cordatum
Lineage: Eukaryota; Dinophyceae; Prorocentrales; Prorocentraceae
Source: the annotation of a GenBank genome assembly